This is a messenger RNA of Polypterus senegalus (gray bichir), 2220 nucleotides long. Its product is annotated as ATP-dependent RNA helicase DDX19B. The transcript has 12 exons. Gene Ontology annotation, biological process: poly(A)+ mRNA export from nucleus. Gene Ontology annotation, cellular component: cytoplasmic stress granule; nucleus. The coding region runs from base 51 to 1484 and encodes 477 amino acids. Gene Ontology annotation, molecular function: RNA binding; RNA helicase activity; ATP binding. Lineage: Eukaryota; Metazoa; Chordata; Cladistia; Polypteriformes; Polypteridae. The record is from RefSeq and is a predicted model, not a curated record.
CACUAAUCACGUAGGACCAAGUUAGUCAAGUUGUGUUUUCUUUUCUGGAGAUGGCGGCGAACUCGUGGGCUCUCGCUGUAGAUGAACAAGAGGCUGCUGCCGAGUCGAUUGGCAACUUACAUCUCAGUGAAAAAUCAAAAGUUGAAUCAAAUGAUACAGCAAAACCAGAGGAUAACGUGAAUAAAACAGAAGAUGAUGACAAAGACGACAGAGCAGCUCAGUCUCUGCUAAACAAACUGAUUCGCAGCAACCUGGUAAAUACAACUAACCAAGUAGAAGUUCUUCAAAGGGAUCCAAACUCACCAUUGUAUUCUGUCAAAUCAUUUGAAGAAUUAAGAUUAAAAAAACAGCUGUUAGAUGGUGUAUAUGCUAUGGGCUUCAACAGACCAUCAAAAAUUCAGGAAAAUGCUUUACCUAUGAUGCUCGCAGUGCCGCCACAGAAUUUAAUUGCACAAUCUCAGUCUGGUACAGGAAAAACUGCCGCUUUUGUGCUUGCAAUGUUAAGUCACGUGGAGUCAGUAAACAAAUGGCCGCAGUGCCUUUGUGUUUCUCCAACUUAUGAACUGGCAUUACAGACUGGGAAAGUCAUUGAGCAAAUGGGGAAGUUUUACCCAGAGGUGAAACUUGCAUAUGCAGUCAGAGGAAACAAAUUGGAAAGAGGUAUGAAAAUUCAAGAACAAAUUGUAAUUGGAACCCCAGGCACAGUACUUGACUGGUGUGCCAAGUUGAAAUUUAUUGAGCCAAAGAAAAUUAGAGUCUUUGUACUGGAUGAAGCAGAUGUCAUGAUUGCAACCCAGGGUCACCAAGACCAAAGCAUUCGAAUUCAAAGAAUGUUGCCAAAAGACUGCCAGAUGCUGCUUUUUUCUGCUACCUUUGAAGAUUCAGUGUGGAACUUUGCACAGAGGAUUGUGCCUGACCCAAACAUUAUUAAGUUAAAGCGAGAAGAGGAGACUCUGGAUACAAUCAAGCAGUACUACGUUCUUUGUAACAGCAAAGAAGAGAAAUUCCAAGCCCUUUGUAACAUAUAUGGCGCCAUCACUAUUGCACAAGCUAUGAUAUUUUGCCAUACACGAAAAACAGCAGGCUGGUUAGCAGGGGAGCUGUCCAGGGAAGGUCACCAAGUGGCACUACUGAGCGGUGAAAUGAUGGUAGAACAGAGAGCCGCUGUCAUUCAGCGUUUCAGGGAAGGGAAAGAGAAAGUCCUUGUGACAACCAAUGUGUGUGCAAGAGGCAUAGAUGUGGAACAAGUGUCUGUUGUCAUCAAUUUUGACCUGCCAGUAGAUAAAGACGGGAACCCUGACAAUGAGACAUACCUGCACAGGAUUGGGCGCACAGGACGCUUUGGUAAACGAGGUCUAGCGAUUAACAUGGUGGACAGCAAAUUUAGCAUGAACAUCCUAAACAGAAUAGAGGAGCACUUCAAUAAAAAAAUAGAAAAAUUGGAUACAGACGACAUAGAUGAAAUUGAGAAGAUUGCCAACUAACAACCUUUUGUAAACUGCUUUAAAUAAAAGAAUUAUUUGUUGCUUAAAAUGUUGUUUUCAGAACCACCCAAAAGAAGCAGCGGACAUUCUGCAACAAUUCGGGUCUGUCUCAGUUAAGUAGCAGCACUCGCUUGAGAGCAAAGAAAAUAACAAAGCAGAUGUCGCAGUGUGUAUGAAGCGGUGCCCACCCUGGCAUACCCUUCCUUCAUGUGUGCACAGACUGAAGCAGGCUGUGCCCGUCAUACCCGACUGUGCCUCCUUAGUACCUGCUUUGUUGCAAGACAUCUAAUGAAUGGUCUCUAGCUAUGAACACACAAAAAUCACAGCCAAGCAAUGAAAUUACACUCCUUUAUUAUCUGGAGAAGCAUAACAAGUUCUUUCUUGUUGCAGUUUUAUGCAAUCCUCCUUGGGGCUGCUGUUACAUUUCUUUUUUUCUCAUUUAUCCUUCUUAGUGACAUUUAAUACAGAAGAGUCUUAAUAACCAAGAGAACUCAAAAGUAAGAUGGGACAUACUGUAUGGUUUUUGUUUUCCACUUUUAACUAUUGUAUUUAGCUAUAAUUGCUAUAAAUACACUUUUUCACCAAACUUGUUUUUGGAUUUUAUUGUUUUAUGAUAUGGAAUCUUAAUGUAUUUGUGAAUUUUUGAAGUUGGUCCACGCCAGAAACUGUAUGGUGUGAAUGUACAAAAUUCUGCUGCUGUUUUGAAUUGAAAUAAAAGAAAUGAUUGAUUCUAUAA